Lathyrus sativus (Indian pea) is the source of this 792-nucleotide messenger RNA. The record is from the annotation of a GenBank genome assembly. Lineage: Eukaryota; Viridiplantae; Streptophyta; Magnoliopsida; Fabales; Fabaceae.
AUGGUAGGAGAUAGGUCAAAGAAGCUGAAAGUUUCUGAGAAUCCUGAAGAUGUUGACGCCGAACUCAUCCUCUCCAUCGAGAAGUUGCAAGAGAUCCAAGACAGCCUCGAAAAGAUCAAUGAUGAAGCAAGUGAUAAGGUCCUUGAAAUUGAGCAGAAGUACAAUGAGAUAAGGAAACCUGUUUAUGAUAAGCGGAAUGAGAUCAUCAAAUCUAUUCCUGACUUCUGGUUGAAUGCUUUUUUGAGUCAUCCUACCCUUAGUGAACUUCUGAACGAGGAAGAUCAAAAGAUAUUCAAGUAUUUGAGUUCUCUUGAGGUUGAAGAUAAUAAAGAUGUAAAAUCUGGAUACACAAUCACCCUUAACUUCAAUCAGAAUCCCUAUUUUGAAGAUUCAAAACUUUCAAAGACUUUUACCUUCCUUGAAGAAGGAACAACAAAUAUCACUGCUACCCCCAUAAGAUGGAAAGAGGGCAAGGGAAUACCCAAUGGUGUCGAUCAUGAGAAGAAUGGGAACAAACGGGCUCCUGUUGAUGUCAGUUUCCUUAGUUGGUUUUGUGACUGUGAGCAGAAAGAUGAUGAUCUGCUUGACAUUCAUGAUGAGGUUGCAGAAUUAAUCAAGGAUGAUUUAUGGUCAAAUCCACUCAUUUAUUUCAACAAUGAGGAGCUUGAUGAAGAGCAUGGCGAUGAUGAAGCUGAUGAUGAGGUAAUUGAAGUUCCAUUUUUCUUGGAAAAAAUAGAGGAGAAAGAUGGGGAGGAUGAGUCUGAAGAAGAUGACGAAGAGGGUGAUGAUUAA